CUACAAGGGGUUUCUGCAGAAACACAUGAUCUGUCAUUUUGGAAAACUGUCCUCCAGAAGUUUGGUUAGGAAGAAAAAAGUAGAUUCACAGACGAGAGCUCACAAGGGACAGAGACCAUUUGAUUGUGAUGUUUGUGGGAAAAGAUUUCGAAAAAAGGAAACUCUAAAGGCACACAUGAUCCUUCACACAGGAGAGAAACCAUUUGGUUGUGAUGUUUGUGGGAAAAGAUUUACAGUGAUUGGAAGCCUGAAGUUACACAUGAGCAUUCACACAGGAGAGAAACCAUAUAGUUGUGAUGUUUGCGGGAAAACAUUUACAGUGAUUGGAAGUCUGAAGUUACACAUGAGCAUUCACACAGGAGAGAAACCAUAUGGCUGUGAUGUUUGUGGGAAGAAUUUUCGAAAAAAGGAUAACCUGAGGACACACAUGACACUUCACACAGGAGAGAAACCAUUUGGUUGUGAUGUUUGUGGGAAAAGAUUUACAGUGAUUGGAAGUUUGAAGUUACACAUGAGAGUUCACACAGGAGAGAAACCAUUUGGUUGUGAUGAGUGUGGGAAAAGAUUUACAGAGCAGGGAAGUCUAAAGAAACACAUGAGAGUUCACAAAGGAGAGAAACCGUUUGGCUGUGAUGUUUGUGGUAAGAGAUUCACAGUGAUGGGAAGUCUGACAUUACACAUGACACUUCACACAGGAGAGAAACCAUUUGGUUGUGAGAUUUGUGGGAAAAGAUUUACAGUGCAAGGAAGUUUAAAGACACACAUGGGUAUCCACACAGGAGAGAAACCAUUUGGUUGUGAUGUUUGUAAAAAAAGUUUUAGAAAACAGGAAAAUUUGAGGAGACACAUGAGAGUUCACACAGGAGAAAAACCUUUUGGUUGUGAUGUUUGUGGGAGGAGAUUUAUAGAACAGGAAAACCUGAAGAGACAUUUGAGAGUUCACACAGGAGAAAAACCAUUUGGUUGUGAUGUUUGUGGGAAAAGAUUUUCAGAGCAGGGGGGUCUUAAGAAACACAUGGGAGUCCACACAGGAGAGAAACCAUUUGCUUGUGAUGUUUGUGGUAAAGGAUUUACAGUGCAAGGACGUCUGAAGACGCAUAUGAGAAUCCACACAGGAGAGAAACCCUUUGCCUGUGAUGUUUGUGGGAAAAGAUUUACAGUUCGAGGAGGUCUGAAGACCCACAUGAAAGUUCACACAGAAGAGAAGCAAUUUGGUUGUGAUGUUUGUGGGAAAAGAUUUACAGAGCAGGGAGGUCUGAAGAAACACAUGGCAGUCCACACAGGAGAGAAACCAUUUGGUUGCGAUAAUUGUGGUAAAGGAUUUACAUCGCAAGGACGUUUGAAGACACACAUGAGAACCCACACAGGAGAGAAACCAUUUGGUUGUGAUGUUUGUGGGAAAACAUUUACAGUGCAAGGAACUCUGAAGGCACACAUGAAAGUUCACGCUUGAGAGAAACUAUCUAAAUGUGAUGUUUGUGGGAAAAGAUUUUAAUUGCAAAGAAGUCUGAAGUACGGUAGCUGACGGGAGCAAACGUGCCGCAGCUCAAGAAAACAUGUAUAUACCACAACACUAUACAUUAAGGAAACACUGUUAAUACUGCAACACAUUAAGAAAACAUGCUACAAUACAUCACAAUGCAUUAAGAAAAUGCUGCAAAUACCACAUAAACAAUACAUUAAGAAAACACUGUAAAUACCACAAUACAACACAUUUAGAAAAUGCUGGAAAUAUCACAACAUAACACAAUUAGAAAACACUUUUACAGUACAUCACAACACAACAGAUGUGUUUCCAGAGGACACUUAAUAGUGCUGCUCACAUCUGGACGCGCUCGUUUUACCCGCGAUUUGUGACCUACGUCACCGGAGUCAACCAUCCAUUAGUGGUGUUGGAAAAUGAGCUAAAAUCUAAGUUUUUUGGCUGAAUUUGACAUUUUGAUCGCAUAAUUCGGAUGUUAGGCUAUGGAAGACAUCUGCUAUUAAACUAGCAUUGGCCUUUUGCUAUUCUUAGUUUGCCAAUUCAAAAAAACUGAUGAAAUACACAUAAUUAAUUUUGUGCAUCAAAGAACGUUUUUUUUUUGCUCCCAUUUUUUUAUGAUUUGGACUAAAAAAAAUGCAGACUUUUUCUGUGUACCUCAAAAGGCUUAUUUCACUCAAAUUUAGUUCACAAAUUUGUUUAAAUCUGUGUUUAUGGGCAUUUAAUAAUCAAUAAUCUAUCCACCUGACAGGUGAAACAUAGGAAGAUGCUGAUUAAAGAGCACAGUUCUUCCACAGGUGGGCCACAUCAUGUUCAGUAACAGUAGGGCCACUCUGAAAUGUACAAUUUUGAAAAAGAAAUGUCUGAGGACAUUAAUAAAUAAAUAGUCUUUUGUGUGCAAAGAAGAAGUGGGAGCAAAGACAAAAGUGGUUUGUUUUAAUUUUUGUUUGAUUUAAAAACCAUGUUAGCUAUUUAUUAGGGCUGUCAGUCUAGAUGCGCUAAUCAGGAUGCAAUAAACAUCUGUAUAUAAUGAGAAUAUUUUAUUAUUAUUAUUAUAUUUUAAUCCUGGUAAAUCCUGGACGGCAUUCCUAUAUUGAAGAGGCUGUACUGGGCUAAGUUUUGUAGCUACAGUAAUAAAAUCAGUGCCCACUUUAUGCUUUUCUCAUGCAGUUUUAGGCUAAAACCAUGCACAUUUUUUGUGUCGCAUGUUAUUUUCGCCCAUUUGAAUAUUUGAAUAUUCCUGCAUAUUUGGGUCCCACCUACGAGCUGAGCACACAGGUGCAGCUAAGCAGACCGAUGUCAGCAAGUCACUACAUCGCCAAAGACAGCAAAGCGCGAUUUUGGAGUGUGUGAGUCAGCACAGACAGUGGAUGAAACUAAAGUAACUGCAGCGCUGCUUAAGGGGCUGAAACUGACCGCAGAUCAGUCAACCUUUGGGAAGACCCGGGUCAAAGGGACAUCCUCGGGUUGGCACAUUCUGACCAGUGAUAUGUCUUACUAACGCGGGGAACAAUAGUUUCACAUAUAAAGGGCCUUUAUGAAUCAGAAAGCAACAUAACUGGAACUCCUGAAAAGUACAAAUGUUGUCAUUUGGUUCCUUAUCAAGACACUCUGGUAAGAGUUGCUUUACUUUGUCAAUAUGGACUUCAAAACUGCUCUGAAAUGCAAAAUAAUGGAAAUGUAAAUAUGCAAUAAAAAAAUGCGAUCAAUUGCGAAUUAAUUGUUGGACAACCCUACUAAUUACAGCUACUUUCAGAACUGCCAGAACAGAGUUAAAGACGAUGCAGCUGAAUGGGAUCAAUAAUAUUUGAAGAACUUAAUCAGUCCCUUUUUGUAAAGAAAAAACAGGCUGCAGAAAACACUAACAUGCUCAUUUAAACCCCCUUGUCUUUUUCAGAUCAAAUUGUUUUGUUGUUUCUGUGGCAUCAAAUUGGAGAAGUUGCCAAAAUUUUGUGGUCCGUGUGGACGAGAUGUAAGCAAAAUAAUCAAGGCGGCUCCUAGAGUGACCAGAGCUGCGGGUGAAGACCGUGGCUCACUGCAAACUGUGACCAAAGUGACUGAUGUAUGUGCCAUCCCACCACAUUCAGCUGUUCUCCAAUUCUUGAAAAACAAAGAACUAAAAGAAAGGACGACGUUUUUGAAACUCGAAAAGAAAUCUGAGAAUACGGUCAAAAUUUUUGUGGGGAUCAUGAGCAGGACCAGCCUCGGCUUAGAGCCCACGAGAGGGAAAACUCUCUCUCUGCAUGUUUAUCCUCAGUGGUCGUCUCGGCAAGUUCUGUCGGCUGCCGUGAAAAGACAAAAAGAUUUCAACAAAGACAUUGAAGAUGGACGAUACGUCUUGCUCUAUCCUGAUGGCUCUAGGAUAAAAAAUAUCCCUGGAAGUGACACACCUUUCACCGUUGAACUCUACAAGGAGGCCACUGGAAAAGCUUAUCAUCAGAUCACACUGUACAUCUGCAUCCUGGAGGAUGUGCUGCGGCGACGGCAUCUCCCAGAACGGCGGCCCAAAGUGAGAGCUGCCCUGAGAAAACGCUAACUUUGCCCCGUCAAAUACAAAACUGCUCGAUAAAAUUAGAAUUUUUCGAGUGGGGCAAGAAUGGGUUAAAAAGGAUGGAAACAAGAAAAGCACUGCAGAAGAGGCAGCAAACAGAAAAGGUGGAUGGAAGAAGGUAUAUAACAGUUAUAUAUUAUAUAAAAUUAUAUAACAGUUAUGCUCUACUUAAUUUCAAUACACACACACACACACACACACACACAUAUAUAUAAUUAUGUUAA
Messenger RNA from Plectropomus leopardus (leopard coralgrouper), 4255 nucleotides. The record is from RefSeq and is a predicted model, not a curated record. Lineage: Eukaryota; Metazoa; Chordata; Actinopteri; Perciformes; Serranidae.